Molecule: messenger RNA, 2763 nt
Organism: Orbicella faveolata
Lineage: Eukaryota; Metazoa; Cnidaria; Anthozoa; Scleractinia; Merulinidae
Source: RefSeq, a predicted model, not a curated record
CAACGCUUUAGAUAAGUUAAACUCCGCGAUGAUCAACCUAAGAAUUGUCAUAAAAGUGCGUAACAAGUUUUGUAUAAUGGUCACAUAGAGAGUGAGUUCAGUAAAGUUCACUAAGAGAAUAUGGCUAAUGAACACGCAUAAAAAGUUGGCGGGCCCACCAUGCAUAAGAAUUAUUAGCAUUUAUUAGCGUUUCGACGUUUUGCGCGUAGACUUCGAAAAUUCAGUGUAGUCGGGUUAAAAAGUCUUACAUUAAGGUUUUUCUCAAAGUAUAUAAAAGACUCGGUCUUUUCUAUACUCCUUAUCUUUCACACUCCCCAUUUUCCAUACACCGCGUCUUGUAUACUCCAUGUUUUCCUCGGGCCUCAUUCUGCAUUCCGCGUUCCACACUCCUUCUUUUCAAUCCACAUUCCAUUAGAACUCACAUUUGGGGGGUCAGAUAAUCCCAUUCAGUUUUGCCAUCUACAGUAUUAAACAUAAUUCCAAAAGUUACCUUCCCGCUUUGCCCGUUAUUCAACCAACUGUGCGAUGACCGGUUAACUUCAUUUGUCGAUCAUGGACAAAUCUUGGCCUGUACUUGUCAUUUCGAUAAACAGAAAGGGAAUAUUAGUUACGUGACGGUGUUCUAAACGAAGAACGAAGGGUUAAAAAAAUAAAUCGAUGCUGGAACUCGGGAGAAUUUGCAUUCACAUCGGGCUGAAAUGGGUAAUUAAUUCACUAAGUCGAUCAUUUAAUUCAUUAAUUAAGUGGAAAUUGAUUCCGCUAUAUAUAAAUGGUUGGACAGUUGCCUGACAUACAAGAAAGACGAUUUCGUGCUUGUUUACAAAGAUAUCGACUUAAUGCAAACAAUAGGUUCUUUAAAUGUUAUCUCGAGACAUGCCAGUGAUUUUCAUACAGGGCUUGGCUUCCCGGAAUAUGUAAAACGCGAUCCUAGCCUUAAAUCGGCAUCCUUCCACAAACAGCAGGUCACCAAACAAGUCUUGUUGCUAACUAAAUUGUUUUCUCGAAAUCACUAAUCGUCUUAAAAUAGCUGAUCCCUCAAUAUUUAUCUUUCGUCUUUCGGCGGGGUUUCAGUGAGGUGCAGAAGAUUUAAAUGCUUGUCAGCAAUUAUGUUCAGAGUGACAGUGUCAUGUAGCUCCCUUGAGAAUGCUAACACUUAUUGGCUGAAAAGUUUCCCGUAUUUGUUGAUGUCUGAGACACCGCGAUCAUUGCAGCCAAAAAAUGCGUCUGGCAGUUUUAGUCUGAAGUGGAAGCGGUCGGUGAAACAGGCGCUUCGGCCGAAAGAAACAUGCUUCAAGAAAAGAACAACCUCAAAGUUGGGUUUACGAUCCGUAAAAAUCGAUUACUAUGGUGCUUAAUCGUUCUGUUAACAAUCUUCUUAGUUGUGGCCAUUGGAAUGUUUGUUUUCCUUUCACUCAACGCCAAAUACCAGUUUACGUGCCUGUUGGGAUGUAAACAGUCUGAAGACCCAUCGGCUCACGAACAGAUUUCUGCUUCGGUGGCAACGACUGUCUCAGCGGGUACUCUUGGCAACUUCAAAACGUCGAGUCCUGAGAUUCGACAAGGUGACAAACCAACGCAACAACAAGCAGUAAGCACCGACAAGUCGACAACGGUUAUCAAGAUUGACGGCGAUACCGUGAUCAUCCGUUCGACAACGCCGAUUAUCCGUUCCAGCACACCGUCAACAAGAGCCAGCACGCACUCUGCAAUCACCAAAGCCAACACGGCGAUUGCCAAAUCACGUUCACACGGGAAAUCCACCACUGCACGCCGUGUAACUCCGCCAGCUAACACUUUGAAUCUCCGAACCACAGCUAAACCGCACAGCCAGAGCGGUUACAUCAACAUAAGAGGUAAAAUUUCUUUCCAAGGCAAAGCUCCAAAACGACUGCCGCGAAAUUCGAGCUUGACAGUUGAGUUUGAAGAUGUUUCCCGUAUGGAUGCACCUUCCCUUCUGCUCGCUAGAACUGACGUGGAUUUGUCGCGGUAUCGCCGAGGCAGACCUCUUUUCUACACGAUCAACUGCAAGAGACCUGAGCUGGCGCACACAUUUUACAGCAUUUCAGCUGUUUUGAACAUGGGCUGGAAACCAACUGGUAAAGACGACUGGCUGAGGAAAGGGGACUUCUUCAAUGAUAUGUUUUUGCGAGUUCACAUCAAAAACGGCAAGAGUCACUAUGAAAGAAACAUUCAGCUCAUUAAAUACAAACCGUAACCGAGGAGGGACGAAGAUUGACGAACACAACCCGAGCCUUUACGAAGAUUAACGAAACUAACUUCAAAAUUUACGAAGAUAAACUGACCUGACUCGAGCUUUUACGGUGUCCGCCGGAAAUAACUGGGCUUGAAAGAAGUCUAACAAGCGUGUCUCGAAUAUUCACGAAAUGAACUUUUGUCUAAAGUAAUGUCCUCGGAAUCUAAAAUAGCUAUGGGCAACUGAAACUGAAACAUUGCCCUGUUCUGUACAGCUUUUUCAGAAUUUGUUUGCGGUAAAAGGCAUGCUGUAAAUACCCACCCCUCCCCCCUUCAAGUAUCAUCAGUUUUAGCUUAGAGCUCACUAAUAACUGGGUCAAGCCUAAGAGAAACUGGCCCCAAUACUCCUAUGCCUUAAAACUGUAAGCGACGCAACCUUUGUUUUGUUUUGUCACGUUCCAGUGAAGGCGAAUUCACCCUCAUAUGUUCAAUCAUAGACAUGGACAGCCUUGUUUCUGUAGAACUCACUGCCAUUUACCUGAUAGGAAUAAAUAACAAUGUAUAUGGAAA